Molecule: messenger RNA, 3962 nt
Organism: Homalodisca vitripennis (glassy-winged sharpshooter)
Lineage: Eukaryota; Metazoa; Arthropoda; Insecta; Hemiptera; Cicadellidae
Exons: 2
Coding region: 693-1469 (258 amino acids)
Source: RefSeq, a predicted model, not a curated record
UCCAUAAUAGUCAGGAACAAGUAACUAUUCUGGCCAACGUUCAGUCAGAAUUAGUGAGUCAUUCUAAAACAAUAAAUUCCAUAUUAUCAAUCGUAAAAGCUUACCACGCGGUAAUGCAUCAAACAGUUAGUAGGCUUUUCAAAAAUGACCAAAUAAUGCAACACCAGUUAAAAAAUUUGUUCAGUUAUUUGAAACUAAAUUCGGCAGUUACAGAAACCAAGAAUACAAUCCUAGUGGCAAUUCGUCAAAUAAAUCAGUUUCAUAAUGGAAUCGAAAAAUUGGAAGGGAGAAAGUUAAGCAGUGACUUACUUUCGCCGAUGGAGUUUCUAAAGAUUCUGCAGGAAGUGGAAAAGGUUGUACCCACCCCGGCUAAAUUGCAUUUGCCAGUAAAGCUGGAAAACAUGCAUGGGUAUUAUUCGGUUGUCAUUGCCCGUAGCUAUGUAAUGGAGCAAACCCUCAGGGUUGUGCUGCAGUUGCCGCUAAAAAGCGACGAUAAAUUGUUUCAGGUAUACAAUGUUUACACUUAUCCGAUAUACGACCACACACUCAAAAAAUGGUCCCAGUGGGAUAUGACAAGACAAAAUUUUCUGGUUAGUAAAGAUAGAUUGCAAUAUACUUUGUAUGAUGAGACAAAAUUCAGUAAAGAAUGCCUAAACGGGUGACUCAUUGUGUGUCCGUUGGAGCAUGUUCUAAUGAGUGUGGCCAAACGACCGAGCUGUGUGUCCGAGCUGUUUAUCGGAAGAAUGUCCUCUUGCUGUGCACGAAAGUUAAUAACUGGAUUAAAAUCCCCUGUACUAUUGAAGACACCCAACCACUGGGUGUAUAGCACCUCUGAACCACACCGAGUAACCCUAAAUUGUUAUGAGAGCAACGGUAGAAUAAACGUGACUUCCCUGCUGAUGAGUGGCGUUGGAAUAAUUACGGAAUCGUACAAAUGUGAUGUUAUCACGGAUGAGUUCAAAGUGCCUGCCCGUAUAUACGGCAGCAGUACUCAUGUGGGACAGUUAGGGAAAAUGGUGAUCCCAGAACUGAAACCGAUGUUCGCUGACGAUGAGACUAAUCUUAUCACUGUUGAUGUGAACGCCACUCUAGAGGUCCUGAAGGGCCUGGACGAUGAGCUGGGUUCCGUGGGUGCUAGGGAAUAUCCCCUAGAAUGGGUUCUUUUUCAUUUGCGGUACCACCAUGACUAUAGGCGCAGGGUACAGAGAAUGUCAGUUGUAGCAGUGAUAGGAACCUGUAUUGUUUUGAGCCUGAUCCUGCUGUGUGUGUUUUAUAGACACUGGACGAGACUUGCCACCUGGUGCCAGAGCUCCAGACUCCGUAUACGAGAGAGGAAAGCAGCGACUCUGACCAGUGUGCUGGCGAUGAGCGAGGCGGCGAUGCCUGAUGUUGAGAUGGGUGGUGGAGCCCAGACAACUGACGAAAUGGGGACUGCAGCCCCAGAAGUAACUACCGCUGGUGAACCAUAGACUUGGAUACCAGGAGUGUCGUGAGUAAGCUAACCUAACGAGAGACAGAGUGGACAAAACGAAUUUUUAAUUAACAUAUACGGGAUUAAACUAAAUAGAAGCAAAGGACAUUGUGCCAAGACCGAACCGCGCACCAGGAGAAGAGCGGCGGGGGACGCCCUGCAUAUGUCAUUGAGAUGACAAGAUUCUCACAAGAGUUGGAAAACUGUGAAGUUUGAGUAGUAGUAUGUGUAAAGACGUACUGAAUGAACUCGGGAACUGUGGAUGAGUUUAGUUCAGUUAUAUUGGUUGUAACGUGGUUGUAAUAUUAAUCAUUAAUAAUAUUAGUAGUAAUUUUGAAUUAUAAUAGCGCUAUUCCAUGUGCAAAAUACAAGUAAAGGCUGGUAAUGGAGGAUUUUCUAUUUGGUUCCACAUUAAUUUGAAAAGUUAGAUUUUUGGACAGUAACAAAAGGGGGGCAAAUAAUGAUAAAGAUAAUAUUUGACGAACGAGGUCGCAUCUGAUAUCCCCAGGAAGGUAUGGCCAACCCCCAACCCUAAUACCCUAUCCUUUCGACUCCACAAGACUGGACUGAGGGUGUCUAGAAGCGAACCCGAUACAAAAAAGGUAAGAAACUAAUUUCGCAGAUGAUCACGAGAAAGUGAGUGUUAAAUGCCUUGCUGGAGGGAUAUUCCGGACCCCAUCAGCAAGACAGCUGAAUUAAGAUUACCAGACCUGUCUUGACCUUGUAUUGUUAUAAGUGUUUUAUUAUAGUAAAUUAAGUCCAGUUAAGUUAAGCAUGUUAAUAUUGAGAGAUCCAAAAGAAUACCGAGUUUGUUUCUGAAUGAGUUCUUAGAAAGUAAAUUUUGUAAAUUUAUCGUGUAAAGAUUGUGUACUUUGUCAAGUUUGUAAAAUGUAAGAGCAUUGUUAUAAGCAUGAUAUUUAAUUUAAACUAGAUAUGCAUAGAUUAGGCUGUAGAGGCUUGACACAGUGUACUGUAGGUUCCACCGCGCGGGGUUGUUGCUGACGUAGUAUCCAGCUGAUAGCGGUGACCUACAAUCUGAACUGGGGACUUGACACGCGCGAGGAGUGACUGACCUACGGCGGCUCCAAGUGAACGCUUGUGUGCGGCUUAACCAAACCAAGCUAGUAGCGUUCUAAUUAUACCGGUACUGAACAAUUUAUUCCUUUUAUGAGACACUAACUAAUUAUUAGAAUUUAGAAUUUCAGUGCCAAAUUAUAAAUUUUAAUCAAACUUUAAUUAACCAUCAAGGGACUUUGAUCCUGCCGUCAAGUCAUCCCAUACACAUAAAUUGAAGGUUCUUGAAACCGCCUGUUACAUAUUGUUACAGGUAAACUCUCUUUAAACUGUACUCUCGCUACGUACGAGAAUGAAUGCUUAUAGGUCCAUUUAAGAUUUAGAAUAUAAGUUUAGGUUAUAAAUAUAAUGGUGGUUUCAGAAGCCUUCAAGCGUGUCAAAAACCCUGAUAGAAUUAGAAGGUAUUUAUUUAAGUAUCCUUUUAGAAGCUUGAUAUGUAGGGUAUAUUAUGUAUUUCGUUUUUGGUGGAUAUCUAUAUUGGUUAAGAGAAAUAAGUCAUCAAUGAGAUUGUCAUAGUAUAAUAAUAAGAGAGGACCCGGAUUGCGUUUUCUUAUUUUAUAUUAAAUAUUAUUUUAUGAAAUCUCAAAUUUUAAUAUGUUGGCUGAAGAGAUAGUCGAUUCGCGCUAAUGAAGGUGUAACAAUAAAGUACAACAUAGUUUUCCAAAUUGCCCCUGAGAAAUCUGAUUCCAGAUGUUCUGCGGCUCGUUGGUUACGUUAGAUGUAAGAUGUUGGUAUCAAGAACGGGCAGUGUGGAACACGUAUUUCAUAGUUGAAUCACAUCUGCUGAACAACUGUCGAACACAUGCUGAGGCCAGCAUGGACUAAAGAAGGGGGGAGUGUAAUGCCCCGUUGGUAAAUCGUUACCGACAGACAAAAUAUAUGUUAACUAUGAUUUCAGAAUUAAUAUAGUAUAUAUUUAUUGGUCACCUAAUUUUUCCAUUUUAAAAGAAAUCCAUUUUCUAAAUAAUAAUAGUUAAUUUGACCCGUCACCAACUAAGUAAUUUAAGGUUUGAGCCCAGAAACUGGAAUCGAAUAUUAUUGCAAUAGAAAUAGAACAAAGUUAUGGAGCUGGAAUUGUGCAGCUAGCCUCGUGCACUGCUGAUACAAAUUGCUGACUCCAGGGCUAGCUAGCCUCUCACACAGGCCUAGUCCUUUUUGAUUGGCCACGGCCGCUGAGGCGAUGACCGCGGCUUGACCUGCUGAGCCGGUGAUCGUCAGUCGCGUUCAAAAUUAUAUGUAGUUAACAUCUCGGUCCGCGUCCUCUCUAUCUAUGUAAUUAAUGUAACAUUGGUUAAAAUCAUCUUCUAAAUUUAAUUUGUUUCUAAAGUAUUACUUGUAUUAUUUUGUAGCAUGAAUUUAAUGACCAAUUGUAUUAGUGAAUAAAAAUUCGAAAUUAAACUUAUUUAAUCUAAUCCAA